CUACCUACCGACCGACCUUGCCUAGAGUUUAAACCACAAAGAAUAUGCUGAUCGCGAGCUGAUCGCGAAAUUCUUCAAGAACAAUCCCACUGCGUCUGCCAAUUUGACUGUGUUACAUAACUCCCCCGCGACAUUCCAAUUGUAAAUCCUACUACCACAUUUGGCAUACAACUUGCGACAGACUGAGGUGCAGUGGCACGACCAUGACUGCACAAUAGUCCCCCGUCAACCGCCAGCGCUUGUCCUUCCACCAUGACGCCCAUGGUUCUAGAUGACCAACCCUCGGCGGCCGCCCCGCCGCCACCUCUCAGGGAGGCAUGGAAGCUACUCCCAUCGCCAACCAUACAUACCGUCAAGGAGGCCCGGUUCGAGAAAUACCAACCACCCCAGUCAGAUAUCCCGGAGCGCACAAAAUCCCAGGGUGGCCCGGUGGCCAUAGUUAUAGACAAUGGAUCCUCCGCCGUCAGAGCCGGAUGGUCAACCGAGAAUGACCCACGCUUGAUCGUUCCGCCAAUAAUGGCCAAGUAUCGCGAUAGGAAGCUGGGCAAGACCUUUUCGUUCGCCGGCUGGGACUGUUACUCGGAUACGACCGCCAAGGGACACAUACGGAAUGCAUUCGAGGCCGGUACCGACAUCGUCAGCAACUGGGAUGUUAUGGAGCACGUAUUGGACUACUUGUUCAUCAAGCUUGGCCUGAACGACAAAGGGGACUCGAUAGACAGGCCCAUUGUGAUGACCGAAGCUGUUGCCAACUUGCCAUAUUCGCGCAAAUCCAUGACCGAAGUUCUAUUCGAGUGCUAUGGAGUACCAUCCGUAGCUUACGGUAUAGAUUCGCUGUUCUCAUACAGGCACAACAAGGGCUCUACCGGCCUGGUUGUCUCAUCAUCUUACAGCUCCACUCAUCUUAUACCCGUAUAUAACCAGAAGGCACUGCUGUCGCAAGCGACCCGUCUCAACUGGGGUGGGUGGCAUGCAGCCGAGUAUCUACUAAAACUCAUAAAGCUCAAAUAUCGCGAUUUUCUGGGCAACGUCAAAAUGAACACCUCCCAGACAGAGCACAUGCUCCGUGAUUUCUGCUACGUGUCCAAGGACUACGACGAGGAGCUUAAGACUUAUCUUGAUUGGACUGGUUUGGAGGAUCGUGAGCGAAUAAUUCAGUAUCCCUUCACAGAAGAGGUAAUCGUGCAGAAGACAGAAGAAGAACUGGCCAAAAUAGCAGAGAGGAAGAAGGAGAGCGGGCGAAGGUUACAGGAACAAGCUGCCAAGAUGAGACUGGAUAGGUUGGUGAAAAAGGAACAGGAGCUCGAGUACUAUAAAAAAGUCCAGGAAAUGUUGGUUGAUCAGACCAAGAAAGAGACGAAGCGGAUUCUGGACGAUGCCGAAGUCAAGGACGAGGCUCACCUUGAACGACUCAUAAAGGAACUGGAAAAGACCAUCAAGAAGGCACGGACAAAGGACCUGGGCGGGGAGGUAGAGGAUGAGGCCGCAGAAGAGCCCGACUUCUCACUGCUCGAGGUGCCAGACGAGCAACUCGACGACGCUGGAAUAAAGGCAAAGCGGCAGCAGCGGCUUAUGAAGUCCAACCACGAAGCACGCGCACGUGCCAAGGCCGAGAAGGAGGCCGAAAAGGCACGAAUAGCCGAGGAGGCGCGACUGGAUGAGGAGCGCCGGACCAACAACCUGGAGGAGUGGCUGGCGGAAAAGCGCCGGGCGCACCAGGAGGCGGCGGCGCGGGUCAGAGAGCGCGAGAUGUUGUCCAAGGACAUGGGCAACAGGAAGACGCUGGCGUCGGUCAUGCGCAUGAAGAGCAUCGCCAACCUGGCCUCGGACACGCCUACGGGCACGGGCACGUCGCGGAAGCGGAGACGCGGUGGAGACGACGAUGACUUUGGAGCAAACGACGCAGAUUGGGGCGUGUACCGCGACAUCGCCGUGAACAAAGAAGACGGCAGCGACGACGAGGAUAGCGAGGAGAAGGACGAGGCGCAGCUCACGGCCCUUGAGCAGGAGCUGCUGCAGUACGACCCGCUCUUCACGUACGAGCACACACGCGAGGCCCAGAACGACUGGAGCAAAAAGCUGGAGCAUGCAUGGACCCGCGGCCCGCGGCCCUUCGACCCGGAGUCGCCGGCCGAGCGUCACCAGAUCCACCUCAAUGUCGAGCGCAUCCGCGUGCCAGAGGUAGUCUUCCAGCCGACGGCUAUCGCGGGCAUCGACCAGGCCGGCAUCGUCGAGAUCGCUGGUGACAUACUCACGCAACGCCUUGUUGGCCUCGCGGGUAUACAGCGGGAUGAAUUCCUCAAGGACAUCUUCCUGACGGGAGGACUCACCCUGUUGGAAAAUUUCGACGAGCGUCUCAAGACAGGCCUGCAAGCUCUCUUGCCGGCCGGCGCAUUGCUGGCUACCCGCCGAGCAAAGGACCCAGUGUUAGAUGCUUGGCGUGGCGCCGCCGGGUGGGCUGGCACUGACGCUUGGAAGUCUGCGGCCAUCACAAAGGAAGAGUAUCAGGAGCGCGGACCUGAGUACAUUAAGGAGCACGACAUGGGCAAUGCCUUCUCUUGAACCUAGGGCUAAUCACACAGAGAGACCUCUCGCAUUCUCCGGGCUCCUAGCGUGCUGCUGAAUAAUGACAACAAGAACCUUGGGCGCAAAAGAUGCGACAGCCAAAACUAGAAUAUUUCAUGUAUACUAUGAAUGUUAAAAACGGACUUGCCUCCAACACAUUAUCCUUUAAAACGCCUUCCAUCAUUUAGUGAUGUGCUGUAAUGUCGCCGAGUUUAUGUUGAAGUCGACAUAUAACAGUUAUGAACCUCUGCAAAAGGCCCACUUCCACGCGCCAUCAGAAAUUCGAUUGAUCGUAGACAUACGGCCUUUUUACAUGCUGGCUGUGGGCACCGCCUCUCCGUGUAAUUGGCGCGAAAGUUCCUCGGCUGUUCGCGCGUCAUCAUCGGCAGGUGGAGGCUUGAUGUAUGCAGGAGUCGGCUCUGGCGGAUUCUCUUCAGUUCGUCCUAGGUUGGCAACAGCCUGUGCAACCUGUUCCAGAGCCGUGCCUGCGCCCGGAAGUGGUUCGCUAGGCGGAGCUGCCUCUUGGGGGUUGGGAGACAUCAUGGGCGCGGGCGGAGCGGCUGCCGGCAAGCUCGGAGGUGGUGGGGCCGCAUUGUGGGCCGGUGCUGGGCCUUCUUGCGAAUGUUGUUCCAAGGUCAGCCCUGGUGGAGGCGGGGGAUAGUCGCCUUGUGUCGUCAUAAGAUGGGUUUGCAGUUGUACAACAUAGCCCCUCAAGAGAUAAUUUUGUUCUUGCAAUGACCUGAGGGUUGCUUCGAAGCCCUCAUGCUCUUGGACCUGUUGCUCUAGCUUUUUGAUGUAGCCUUCUUUGCGCUGACGGAAAGCUCUCUACAGUGCGGCCCGAUUCUGUGCAGCGCGCUUCGAUUGGGAUAAUUCGCGUUUAUUGGACUUCCUGGCAUCGCCCAUGUGAUCUCCCAUAUCCGGAGGAGGACCUGGUAGUAGUUGUGCGCCUCCGCCAGCAUGCGGCUGGUGCUGCGCGUUUGAUACUGUGCCCGAUGGCCCACCAUUUGGUGGCGCAGGAACAACAGAAGUCAUCAUAUUCGCAGCUUGAAGGUAGCCCGAAGGAGACCGCAGCUCUGGAUGAAUUCGCGAUUCUGUGCCGUUCUGUGCGUGGGGUGCUAACACAGGGUACUGAUUGUAUCCAUGUGAUGCCUGGUGCGGCACUGCAGCUGAGUCCUGAGGAGCACCGUUUGUGACAGACAGAGCUGCAGAGGCCUCUUCAGUUGAAUCAGGAAAGUUGUCUCGCUCGACAGGCUCUGCACCUGAAAUUUUUGUUAGUGUUUUGCCGAUAGUUCUUGGGUAUUUUCUUGUGAUAACACCGCCAAGCUUUGGUGAUCCAGCAACCCAAUAAGAUAUAGAAAUGAGGAGAAGAAGGUGAAAUGACUCGGAUGCCAACCCAUAGGACAAACACGGUGUGUCUAGCAACACACCCGGGUACAAUGAGCAGCAGCACAGGGUCGUGGGAGAGGGCUAUGGACGGUCCUCUUCAAAGCCAAUUUGGCUGGAUGUGGUAGAGGUCAUGACAGAGGGGAUAAGAAAACUAAGGUAAUCAGGAGCAAGCUCAUACACAACGAUUCAAGCAGCUUUGCUUUGCCGCCUAUUUCGAAUUCCGAGCUGAGUAUCGAUGAUGCGACGGCGCUAGAUGUAAACGGACUGACAAGAGCAGCCCCGUCUCUUGUGAUUUAUACAAAGAUUGAGGUAAAGCAGAAGGGCGGAAUAGGCGGAAGAGUGCUGCUAGCACUGUGGUGAUGAAGCCAACGGGAUCUGUGGAGGCUUCUCUCUGAAUAUAGACGCUGGCUUAGUUGCACAUAUGCUGCUCUUAGACAAUCAAUGAAGACUCGCUCCAACAAUGACUGAAUUAAGCAGUUGUAUGACAAGAUGGAGAGAAAAAAGGAUUCAAGUGACAGUCACAAUCUCUUCAAGUGAAUAAUACGGCGAUUGUUUUUUUCGAGAUAAGUGACCUUUUGAGAAAAGCGAGUGAGAGAUGGAAGAGGAUGAGCUAAGCCGGUGCUGGGGGGGAUGGUCUGGGUGCGGUAUUAUGUAAGAAUGAGCGAGCAGGUGGCUGGGUAAAUGGGAGAUGGGUUUGGGCUUGAAACCCGAUUGAAGGUAUGGAAGUAAGGUAAAGUAAAGGUAGGUAGGUUGUUAGGUGACAGGGGGGAGGGGGUAUCGGGCCCGGCUUUCUGGCGUGCGCACACCAGACAGGCAGGCGCACAGGCUGCACACCUCUCGAGGUACCUUAGGCUAGUAUUUUCGCCAAUGAGCCUGAGUGACUGAACUGAAUGUCGGGGAGGUUGUGGUGUGGCGUGGUGCUGUCUCCUGCUUGUACUUCCCUGUAUCCGGGCCUUGGCCUUGGAGAACUUGAUUAUUAAGCUGACACGGAAGACGCGCAAGACCAUCCAUUUUCAACCUCUGACAGGCGACGGAUGGACGUGCGACUUGCUUGCCGACAUAAUCAAUCAGGUCCUCGGUCCAGAGCCAAACACCCACACAUAUGAGCAGUGCGUAUGGGCGGGAGGUGGAAGAAGCCGUGCUGGGCGGGAGGGUAACAAAAUGACAAGGAAGAACAAAAGGACAUUGAGGGACAUUUGGUGCAGAUGAGGAGAGAGAGAGAGAAAAAAAAAAAAAAAAAAAAAAAAAAAAAGGUUGAUCUGUAUGGGCGGUACUCAAUCCUAUUCCCUACAUCAUGCCUUGGACAUCUUGGGAUGGUCACUCACCAUUGUUGUUAGCGUUGGUGGUGCUUUGCAUCUUUGUAAUAUUUCGCGUUCUGAGUCAGCAAGCACCGGGUCGAGCCUAGGGGCUGAAGUUUGGUCUUGUUCGAGAGAGCAAGAUAUCGAUGAAUGUCGUUGGCUUCGGGCGUGGCGGAAACAAGAAGAGCAAAGCGAAAUCUAAAGAAUUGCACAAUUCAAGGGUUGCGCUUGACCCCAGAUGUCCUCGACUCCACCAGCGAUUAAAAUCAGCAAUUCACGCUCUGAUGCUCCUGAAUAUUCCAGAGACAGGCUUGACGAGAGGGAGGCCGGAU
Messenger RNA from Pyricularia grisea, 5581 nucleotides. RefSeq lists its product as uncharacterized. Gene Ontology annotation, biological process: regulation of DNA-templated transcription. Gene Ontology annotation, cellular component: cytoplasm; Ino80 complex. The transcript has 5 exons. Lineage: Eukaryota; Fungi; Ascomycota; Sordariomycetes; Magnaporthales; Pyriculariaceae. The record is from RefSeq and is a predicted model, not a curated record. The coding region runs from base 253 to 2562 and encodes 769 amino acids.